AUUGGAAAACAUCGAGCAUGCAAUGGCAUCAUAUUCGUCGAAUUAUCAGAUGUCAUUAACAAAAAAGGAUCCAUCGCUGCGUGUUGCCGCCACAGAUCCGCAUUUGGUUAGUCUGGGGGGUGGACGCUUGAGCACAGCUGUUACCAUACACUACAUACAUAUUGGAGAUACGACAAUCGGUUCGGCGCCCUCUUGCAGCAUCUCAUUGAACGGCAGUGGUGUCCGUCCCCUCCACUGCACCAUAUAUCGUAGCGAGAUCAACGAAGUGACUCUAGUGCCGGAACGAGAUGCACGUCUGCUGAUCGACGGGACGCGCAUCGAAGUGGAUACACCAUUAACCCAAGGCGCCAUGAUUACCAUUGGCAACUCCAACUAUUUGCGCUUCAAUAAUCCAGACGAGGCGCAAAUGAUGCGCUCCGCCAUGGGCUCCAAUGAGCGCAUCUCUAUGCCCCAAAUCGACUUCACCCAAUCCGCUAGACAGAAUCAUGAGUUCAGCCAGUCCCUGGAGUUGGAGAGCUUCUAUGAACACUUUAUACAACCCGCCGCACAGUCCAGCACAAUUACAACAACAUGUCCCAAAGUCUUUAGCUCCGAUCUCGUCACCGUCAACAUGCCUGCCAAGGAUGUGCUUGGCCAGAAGUAUGCCAGUUUCGCUAAAAAUCUAGCCGAAAACCAUCGCAGUGAGAAGCAGCUAAACAAUCAAUAUAUCAAGAAUUUACCAGCUAAUGGUGGCGGGGGCGGAGGAGUGGGGCCCGCGACAGGAACUGGCGCUGGAGUGGGCCACAAUGCCGGCUAUUGUAAUAUACCCAGCAAUGCGGCUUUAUUCAAACAGCAGAACAACAGCUCGGAUACGCCUCCGAGGGGCAAGGCAGGCUUCGAGACCGCUGAACUGCUUACCAAAGUAAAUAACGAUCGGUACGAUCGCUAUCCGAAGCCGGGAACGUACACUUAUGGUGGUUUGCAGAUCUAUCCCAUGAAUGGCGUCAAUACGGACAUAAAUAAUGGCGUUGAACGCUCGCUGAGUCAUGCGGAACUGGAGGAUAUGCUCAAGAUCUGCACGGAAUAUGCGGACAGACAGCAGCAGCAGCAACAACAACAACAGCACAGCAGCCAUAACGUGAGUUCAGGAAGUGGCAGCAUUACCUCCUCGCCCAUUGUUCAGAAUCGCAUAAAAACAAAUGGUUCGCUGCCGCGAGACAAAAAAUCACCCUUCCAAACCGGCAGCAACAACAGUGGCAGCAAUCUGGCGAAUCCGAGCACUUCCGGUAGCUCCACAGGCUAUGAAAAUGUGCGUCUGUUGGGAGCCAAUCGAAUUGAAAUCAACGGGCAAUUACAUGUGGGUGGUGGUGGUAGUGCUGGUACCGUUGGGGGUGCCGGUGGCAGUGGUAGCGUCUCCACAAAUGCCACGCCCAAGAGCAGCUAUGAGAAUGUUGUGGUUGGCAAAUAUGUGCCACAGAGUCCGCGCACCAAAAUACGCACCAACUGCAUGUCACCCAAGAAGGAUGCCUCCUUUGGUGGCGCCUUCUCGCUUGCCUCGCCAACAACUACACAACCCACGUCAGCGGCACCAUCCCUCACCGGCAAGCCGAAGCCACCAUUGGCACCAAAACCACCGGCACCGAAUCAACAACGCGACUACGAGCAGCUCUUCAAAUCCUUCGAGCGCAAACAACAGCUGGAGGAGAGCCAUCGAAGCAAGCGUGCCAAUAAGAAUAUUAACAAUCUAACGUUGAACCUGAACCGUUGCAACGACACCAAUACCGCAUCGCCCAAGUUAAGCAAGAAACCCGCACCAGCACCCCGCACCAUAAAUGGAGCAGCAGCGGCACCAAUUCCAGUACCAGCUCCAGAUCAGGCCACAUUGCAGCGUCAGCGACGGGAGGUCUCAGGGCGAUUGAAGCAACUAAAACAGGAACUAGCCGAAAUGCCAGCUCCAACCCAAGACGUCAAUGGUGAAUCCCAGAAUGGCGAAGCCACCACCGACACCGAAUCAACAACGCGACUACCAACACCCACACUGCUAGAUCAGCUCUACGCGCUACGGAGUCGCACACAUCGCCUGGAGGCGCAACGCAAUUCCACGCGCGUCAUGGAGGAGAAUCAACAGGCCAAGUUGAAGCAGUUCAUCGAAAUGCGACAAGAUCAGAUGAAAAAACUUCGCGCUAUGCUGAAGCAGAAUCCCAAUAGCGCUUGUCUUAAGGAGGAGCUGGAACAUGUUUCCGAUUUGCUAGAGAGCGAUCGGAAGACCUUCGAGGAUCUGGAAUUUCAAUACUUUGAGGAGGAGUCCGAAUAUCAUGCCUGUCAUGAGGAACUAAAACGCCAGGAGAAACGUCUUACACUCGAGACAGAGAUCAGCGAACUUACACAACAGCUGGCAACAUUACAUCUACAACUGGGUGUCGUCGAUGUGGACACACCACCGGCCAGUCCCCAUAAUUCACCGCUCGCCACCAAUUUGGGUAAUGGCGUUAUGUCUCAGUCGCUGUUCGGCUCCGCUGAAUUGCUCUGUCCAAAGCUGCGCACCAACGACGACCUCAUGUCGAAGAGCGUCAAUGAGAAUAUGUUCUAUAAUCACAAAAUCGAGCUGCCCACCACAGCGACGGCAACGGUUACGGCAACGAGCACACCAAAGCGACCGCCCCUACAGGUGUUCGAGACCAACUUGGGAACGGACGGCGGCGGCAGCUGCGAACAGAUUAGCUUUAACCUAUCGCUACGAAGCGAUUGCUUUGAAGUGAAUCCGUUGGAGCGUCGUGUGCCCUCGCAGGACGACAUCGAUCGCAGCUGCAAGGUUGCAAACGAUGCGCCCAUAUCAACAACCCAGGGCGCCUGCACAAAGAUCUUUGACAGCAUCAAGGAAAUCGAACGUAAUCGUAAAUUGUUGCUGGCACAGCAAGGUCAUCAGGUCAUCGAGCAUGAACGCCAGAAGAUAUGCGAUCUGAAGAAGAAGAGUCAUGAUGAGGCGCGCACUCAGUAUUUGCUCUACACACUGAGCGGUCAGUCAUCAUCGUCUUCAGCAUCAUCGUCUCCGCCAACACCCCCGACGCAACAACAGAAGCUGCAGCAACAGCAGCAGCAGCAGCUGCAACAUCAAUCCAUGCAACACGCCCCAAUGACCGCCAACGGCGGCCAAGAUGCUAAACUUUUUGAGAAAGUGGAGCUGCAAAAGCUAAACGUGGAGGAGCCACAACAGCAACAGCAAAAGACACAUGAUAAGGAAAAUGAUGGCGGCAGCGAUUCCUCAUCUCCCAACAGCAACAGCAACAACAACAGCAGCAGCAAACGCGACAGCAACGCGCAGCAGCGUCACUCACAGCCAGAACUGGAGCAUCAUGUGGUUACAGUCAGCGGUGCGCCACCUGCGCGCAGUCCCCGCCCACUUUCCGAGGCAAACAACUGUGAGGCCAUUGAAGCGCCCAAGUUUGUCGCCCAAAAUGGUGAACUGUUGAUGCAGCAGUCGGCGGCGGACAGCAAACGGGCGAGUAGCAACUCACAGGACACCACAUCGGCGGGCAGCGGCAGCAGCAGCGCAGGUGGCGGCGGUGGUGGCAGCGAUCGUAAACGCCCUCUGCCCAAACAUCAGCGUCCCCUAACGCGUUACCUGCCCAAUUACUCACUCGAUCUAAAUCUGCGCGAUCACAUUGAGACGGCCGGCCAUCAAAUCGAUUUGUGUCCACAUGUCUUCGUUGAUGCCCACAGUUGUCGCGGUUAUCUGCACAAAUUGGGCGCUACGUUUCAUGCGUGGUCGCGACGCUGGUUUGUAUUGGAUCGUCAGCGUAGUGCACUCAUUUACUAUUCGGACAAGUCGGAAAGAAAACCGCGCGGAGGCGCAUACUUUUCGACAAUCGAUGAAGUCUAUUUGGACCAUUUGAAUGCCUCGAAGAGCGGUCGGCCUCACUGCACAUUCAUUGUGAAGACAAAGAAGCGCAGCUAUAACUUGCAGGCGGCCUCGGAUGCAGCGGCUCGCAUUUGGAUAGAUGCGAUUAUAACUGGGGCCCAAGGAAAUUUGGAUUAUUAAAGCAUACACACACCGACACACAACACGCUCAAUAUAAAUUGAAUGUAAUUUCUAGAAAGCUCAACUGAUGUAACUGAUUGUAAAUUAGUGAAGUAAGCGACGGCAGCAGAACUACUAAGCACUACAU
Scaptodrosophila lebanonensis is the source of this 4145-nucleotide messenger RNA. Its product is annotated as pleckstrin homology-like domain family B member 1. The record is from RefSeq and is a predicted model, not a curated record. Bases 23 to 4018 code for a protein of 1331 amino acids. Gene Ontology annotation, molecular function: protein binding. The transcript has 11 exons. NCBI's taxonomy places the organism in Eukaryota, Metazoa, Arthropoda, Insecta, Diptera, Drosophilidae.